Molecule: messenger RNA, 2843 nt
Organism: Alnus glutinosa
Lineage: Eukaryota; Viridiplantae; Streptophyta; Magnoliopsida; Fagales; Betulaceae
Product: TPR repeat-containing protein ZIP4
Exons: 5
Coding region: 1-2820 (939 amino acids)
Biological process (GO): meiotic cell cycle; regulation of synaptonemal complex assembly
Molecular function (GO): protein binding
Source: RefSeq, a predicted model, not a curated record
AUGAGAAUCGCAGAGAUCUCAUCGCCCGGAGCAACCCACAGAGAUUCCUCUCCCCACCAACUCCUCCUCUCCCAAAUCGAAUCCUCCAUCAAACAACUCGAGCAUCUCUCCCCUGCCGCCUCCCAAGACGACCGGUCCCCCUCCCUUCACACUCUCUCCUCCGAUCUCCGCCGAUCCUUCGCUCAACUUACUCACCUCGCUCCCUUCAACAACGACCUCAAGCUCCACCUAUGGAAGCUCAGCUUCCGCCUCUGGAACGCCUGCGUCGACCUCUCCAACGCCGCCUCCUUCCGCUCUUCUCCUUGCGCCGAGCACCACGCCGAACUCCGCCACGUCGCCUCUGACAUCCUCGCCCUCGCUGGCGACGUCCCCGGCGUCCCCUCUCCGGCACUCAAGUCAGCCGCCUUCUACCACAAGACCGGCCUCCUCUGGCACGACCUCCGCAGGCUCGACCUCGCCUCCGCCUGCUUCGUUCGCGCCACGGACCUCGUCUCCGAGCUCGAUCACCGCGCUGUCUCCGGCGCCGGCGAGAGGAAGCUCCUCCUAGACCUCAAUCUCGCGAGAUCCCGCACCGCCUGGGAGGCCUCCGACCGGAAUCUCUCCCUGGCACUCCUGAACCGGUCCAAGAGCUUGCUCUUCGGGUCCGCUGAGCACUACUGGGCUCUCGCGAACCAGUACUUGGCGUUUGGCAAGGGUUUGCUAUCGAAGGACGAUCAGACUAGCAAUAGCGAAGCUCUGAAGCUCAUGAACGAAUCGUUGGAUCUGUGUGAGAAAGGACUCGGAUCGAGAUCAAGUGCGGUCGAUCUCAGGGAACUAAGAGCGAAGACGCUUCGGUUCAUCUCGGCCGUCCAUUUGCAAAAGGGAGAGUACGAGAGCGUGAUCAAGUGUGUGAGGGUUCUGAGAGAUCAGAGUGGGGACCACAGCCAUCCGAGCCUUCCAGUGUUGGCAGUGAAGGCUUGGCUAGGGCUAGGAAGGUACGGCGAGGCGGAGAAGGAGCUAAGGGGCAUGGCGGUAAAUAAGGGCGUUCCGCAGGACGUUUGGGUGUCCGCCGUGGAGGCAUACUUCCAGGCGGUGGGGACGGCAGGUUCCGAGACCGCCAAGGACGUGUUCUUGGGGUUGUUGGGCCGGUGCCACAUCAACGCUGGAGCAGCCGUGAGGCUUGCCCACCGCGUGGUUGGUGAGGGUGGUUCUGAUUCUAAAGUGAGGGCCAAAGUGGCGGCGGAGCUGGUCUCUGAUGAGAGAGUGGUGGCGCUAUUCAGCCGCGAGGCCGCCGCUAAGGAGAGGAUGUCAAUGCACGCUGUGCUUUGGAAUUGUGCUGCGGAAUUCUUUCGAUCAAAAGAUUAUGGGACAAGUGCAGAGAUGUUUGAAAAAUCCAUGCUUUAUAUUCCAUAUGACAUAGAGAGCAAAAUUCUCCGAGCCAAGGGAUUUAGAGUCUUGUGUCUCUGCCAUCUUGGCCUCUCUCAGCUUGAUCGAGCUCAAGAAUACAUCAAUGAGGCUGAAAAGCUAGAGCCCAACAUAGCCUGUGCUUUCCUUAAGUUCAAGAUUUACCUGCAAAAGAAUGACCACCAGGGCGCUAUCACUCAAAUCCAUGCCAUGACAACCUGCCUCGAUUUUUCAACAGACUUUCUCUCCCUCUCAGCUCAUGAAGCUGUUGCUUGCCAUGCUCUUCCUGUGGCUGUGGCUGCUCUAUCGAAUAUGCUAAACUUCUAUGUCCCGGGAAAAUCCAUGCCAACAACAGAAAUUGUAGUUCUACGCACCCUAGUCACAAUCCUUUCUCAAGAGCCUGGCAACGAGCUGGAAGCUCUGAAAUUUAUAAAACGUGCUCAUAACCGUGCAUCUGAGCUUGGUCCUGAUCUCUUUUUUGGAAAAGAAGAGGUUGGAAGACGGGAACGGAAUUGGUUUGCUGUGACAUCAUGGAAUUUUGGGACAAAAACUGGGAAGGAGAACAACUAUGAACUAUGUGCUGAAUUUUUGAGAUUGUCUUCAGAAUUCUACUGUAUUCCUGUUGACGGGCAAGUGGAAGAAAAUAAUGUUAUGGUUUGUAAGUCGUUAAUAUUGACUGUAUCUGCCAUGAUAGCUUCAGAGAAUCAAAGGAAGGCUGCAUUGUCAGACACCGAAGUGAAGCAAGCUAUAGAACUGCUUGAUAGAGCAGGGAAGAUACUGAAGUCAAUCUCAACUGGGACUCGGCUACACGAUGAUCAAAUCACCACCCUUGAGCCUGAUCUCUUCUUUAUAUACACCUUCAGUGCCUAUGAUAUGCAAGGAAGGCUAAAUGAUUCAGCAUCGCAGCAACUCCUUGUGAAGAGUUUUGCCAGCUCAAAAGCUUGCAAUCCCAAGCACCUCCUUCAGAUAGGCCUUAGUGCCUACCAGGGUCCACAAUCCAAUCAUGAAGUAGCCACCUUUGCUCUAAAUGAGUGCCUCUCAGCCUUCCUUUCUUCCCCCUCACCGGAUUAUCAAAACGUUGCUCUUGUUGUGCGGAAGCUUAUUGCGGUAGCAAGCAUUCACAAGGGCGAUACAGAUGAUGAUGCUGUAUAUGGCAUGUACAAGCAAGCUUACCAGAUAAUGGUGGGGUUGAAGGAAGGAGAGUAUCCUACUGAAGAGGGAAAAUGGCUUGCCAUGACAGCGUGGAAUCGCGCAGCACUGCCGGUGCGGAUGGGGCAGAUUGAAAUGGCCGGGAAAUGGAUGAAUGUCGGCCUGGAACUUGCUAAGCGCAUUCCGGGAAUGGAGACAUACAGGGCAUGCAUGCAGGACUUUGUUGAUGGCUUCAAAAAGAAAUUUCAUGUGCAGAAUGAUAGUGAAAGCAGGCCUCAGCUUAUAUGAUGUGAACAUCUUGUUGUACAGGA